AUGAAAAUGCGUGUCUGGAUACUGAUGCUAAUCUUGCUGCUUGCUGCUUCUCUGAGCCUGUGUGAAAUGUAUGACAAUUAUGGGGAGAUCUGUAGGAAUUUGUGCACUUGUGAAGAAAAAGAGGGUAUCCUGACGGUCAGCUGUGAGAACCGGGGCAUCGUAAGACUGUCAGAAAUCAACCCGGUUCACUUCCCUACGUAUCACCUUCUACUGACAGGAAACCUGCUGAAAAAAUUGUCUGUCAAUGAUUUUAUCAACUAUACUGGAGUCACCAUUUUGCAUUUAGGUAACAAUGACAUAUCCGAAGUUGAGACUGGGGCUUUUAAUGGACUCCAGGGAUUAAGGAGGUUGCAUCUAAACAACAACAAAAUAGAUGUUCUUAGGGAUGAUACCUUUACUGGAUUAGAAAACCUGGAAUACCUUCAGAUUGAUUAUAAUUUUAUUAGCAUUAUUGAACCCAGUGCUCUCAGUAGGCUCCACCGCCUGACUGUGCUAAUUUUGAAUGACAACCUCUUGUCAUCGCUGCCUACCAAUAUUUUCCGAAAUGUGCCCUUGACCCACUUGGAUCUCAGGGGCAACCGCUUGAAAAUGUUCCCUUACAUUGGUCUUUUGGAGCACAUGGAUAAAGUCGUGGAAUUACAGUUAGAGGAGAAUCCAUGGAAUUGUUCCUGUGAACUUAUCGCAUUAAAAGCUUGGUUAGAAAGCAUUGCCUACACGGCACUAGUUGGUGAGGUGGUCUGUGAGACUCCAUUCCGGCUCCACGGCCGUGAUCUUGAUGAAGUCUCCAAGCAGGAGCUGUGCCCUCGGAGGGCCAUUUCGGAAUAUGAGAUGCGUCCGCCACCACCUCUCAGCACGAACGGAUAUUUUCAGACGACGCCAGCAGCAGUGACUUCCUCAGCCACAUCCUCAGCAGUGCUGAGGUCCUCAUCCCGACCUACUAAGGGCACUCGGCAGUCCAACAAGACCAAGUCAAAGCCCACUUCUCGCAUCCCAGGCAAUCCCUACAACUAUGGGCCAAUUAUAGCUUUUCAGACCAAAUCUCCUGUGCCUUUGGAUUGCCCUACGGCAUGUACGUGCAACCUUCAGAUCUCUGAUCUUGGGCUCAAUGUCAAUUGCCAGGAACGGAAAAUUGAGAGCAUAUCAGAUCUAAAGCCCAAGCCGUAUAAUCCCAAAAAGAUGUACCUCACUGGGAACUAUAUCCCUGUCGUGCGCCGAUCGGAUUUUGUUGAGGCAGAGGGGUUGGAUUUGUUGCACUUGGGAAACAAUCGGAUAGCACUCAUACAUGAUAGGGCAUUUGGGGAUUUGAUUAACCUGCGCAGGUUGUACUUGAAUGGCAAUUUGAUUGACAGGCUCACUGCAGACAUGUUCUUUGGGCUCCAGAACCUGCAGUAUCUGUAUUUAGAGUACAACAAAAUCCAGGAGGUUGUUGCAGGUACCUUCCGUUUUGUGCCAAACCUUCAGCUGCUUUUCCUAAACAACAAUCUUCUAAAAACCUUGCCAGGAGGCAUCUUUUCUAGUAUGUCACUAUCAAGGCUAAAUCUACGCAACAACCACUUUCAAAACCUGCCUGUGAGUGGAGUUCUAGAUCAGCUCAAGGCUUUGGUGCAAGUUGAUCUCUUUGAAAACCCUUGGGAUUGCACGUGUGAUGUGGUUGGCAUGAAAAUAUGGCUGGAGCAGCUCAACUCUGGCACUGUGGUUAAUGACAUCAUAUGUGCAACUCCAAAGAGACUUGCAGGGCAAGACAUGCGCAGCAUCCUUUCUGAACAACUGUGUCCUGAUUAUUCGGAUAUUGUUGUAUCUACGAUAGCUUUGUCGGAAGCAACUUUGGAAGGAAAGGUAAUCACCACAGAGACCCCCUUGGGCUUCAAUACUCAUUCAAGCACUGUUCCAUUGUCAGUGCUUAUCCUUAGCCUCCUCCUAGUCUUCAUAAUAUCUGUUUUUGUGGCUGCUGGGCUGUUUGUGGUAGUCGUGAAACGGCGAAAAAAAUCACAAAGUGACCGCACCAGCACCAACAACUCGGACGUAAGCUCCUUUAACCUUCAGUAUAGUCUUUAUAGCAAUCGGUCAGUACCCAAAGUCAAACCCCCCGCAGGUCAUGUCUACGAGUACAUCCCCCAUCCUCUUGGGCCUAUGUGCAAAAACCCCAUUUAUAGAUCCAGAGAAGGUACUGCUGUGGAGGAUUAUCCUGAUCUUCAUGAGCUCAAGGUUAGCUACAGAAAUACCAAUGAGGAAGAGCGGGAUCCCACAUCAAGGAGCCCUACGUACACUGUUAGCACUAUUGAACCUCGGGAGGAGCCUUCCACAGCUCAGGAUGCUGAGCAUUUCUUCCGGAGGAUCUUAGAGCCAGAUAAAACUCCAAAUAGUGCUGGAAAUAGGUAUGAUUACAAGUACCCCAGUCCUGGAUCUUACACAUACAACCCAAAUUUUGAUGUACGGCGGCAAUUCUUGCAUCCUGAAGGAAUUAGAGAAACUAUGCUCUAUAGCUCAGCUCCAAGUACUGUCUACGUGGAGCCGAACAGGAAUGAAUAUUUGGAACUAAAGGCAAAACUCCAAAUGGAGCCGGAUUACCUCGAAGUUCUUGAGAAACAGACAACGUUUAGCCAGUUUUAA
Neoarius graeffei (lesser salmon catfish) is the source of this 2610-nucleotide messenger RNA. RefSeq names its product SLIT and NTRK-like protein 5 (gene slitrk5). The record is from RefSeq and is a predicted model, not a curated record. The coding region runs from base 1 to 2610 and encodes 869 amino acids. Gene Ontology annotation, molecular function: protein binding. Gene Ontology annotation, biological process: regulation of presynapse assembly; positive regulation of synapse assembly; axonogenesis. Gene Ontology annotation, cellular component: membrane. Lineage: Eukaryota; Metazoa; Chordata; Actinopteri; Siluriformes; Ariidae. The transcript has a single exon.